UAUAUAGCAGCAGACCAAAGCUGAUUAGUGCUCUACUCAACAACUUUACCUUCUCAAGUCUCAACUUCUUCAUUGCAGAGCAACUGUUAAUUAAUCUUUCAGUUAGACAAUCUAAGCAAGAAUUGAAAUGGAAUCUAUUGAGUUGAAGGCCUUGGUUGAUAGGAAGAACAAUAGGGUAAUUCUUGUUGAAUCUGAAGAAGAUUUUGUUGAUGUUCUCUUCAGUUUCUUGACUAUGCCUCUGGGUAAAAUUAUCUACCUUGCUUGUCAUACUGACCCCGCGGUCGAGCAAGGCUGUCUAAACAAUUUGUAUAAAAGUGUUAUAAGUCUUGAUCGUAGGCUUCUUAGAAAAGGAGUAAGUAAGUCCGUGUUGAUUGGCCCUCCAAAUGGUGCUGCAACUCAUUGGAUAGACCUUAAAUUGAAAAUUGAUGGUCUUGGUGAUCGUUUGUUUUGCUUUGGCUGCGGCGACCGAAAUUGCUUAGCAACUGAAAAUAUGCCAUUUAGUCAUUACAUAGGAACAAUUUGCGCUUGUGGGAAUCCCAUGAAUCACGCGAUGAUUGUGAUUCAUGACGAACUGAAGAAUGCGGGUUCUGAUCCUCAAGAGGGAGGGGUUUUUGUUAGAGGAAUGUCUCGAUUUGUAACAAGUGAUGAAUUAAGAGUUUGCCCCCCUUCAACUACAGCUAGCUUUCCCUUCUUCUCCAAGUUUGGAGUUGAAGAUGCAAGCUCUGUCGAGGAGAUGACGUUUAAAGUUGGCUUACCUGAGGUUUUGAAUCUGCUGAAGAACUCGCUAAUAUCAAAAACACCUUUGACGGACACUUUGUUGGAGAAGCCAAAAGAAAUACCUGAAUUAAGCGAUGAAUCAUUGGAUCAAGAGAGCUCCUUGGACAAACUUCUAUGUAUGACAGAUUCAUUGCUAGGUUUCUUUUUCCAGACUUUGAAUUUGAUGAAGAGCUCAUUGAUACCAAAGAAAGCUUUAAAGGAAGUACCAGAAAAGAAAAUGCCAGAAUCAGGUCUAAACGUUUUUGGUGAAGAGAUCUCCCUUAAGCGUGACAUUGGAGAACUUGCUUCAAAGAUAACGGGAAAGAUCCCUAUCAGGCUCAUGCUCUGCAAAUCCAAGAGGAUAGUGUGUUAUGCAGAAGCCGGUAAAGAUUUUGUUGAUUUACUCUUUAGCUUUCUCGCACUUCCACUCGGAUAUAUAGCAAAAGAAGCCCGUGGUACUCCGUCAAAAGGAUGCAUAAAUCAUUUAUAUGAGAGUGUUGAGGAUCUCGACGUUGAGAAAUACUUUAAGUCGCAUUACCAUAAGGAGAUUCUACUAACUCCCAAGAUAGCACCCGGUUUUGUUUACGAGAACCAACUCCUAGAGGUGGAGGAAGCUCGAGCUGUUGACCAUUACUACUAUCUUGGAGGCUAUAAGAUACAUGCUGGUAUACAUUCUGGCAGUGUAGACAAUGCUGUAACUGUAGAGUCACGUUCAAGUAGUGGAGGAUUUGUAAUUAAACCUGCAUUAUUCACAAUAACUGAUGAUCUGGUUGUAACUCCCAUAUCCACUAUCUCAUGUGUGUCUGCUAUGAACAAAUUGGAGAUACCUUUCAGUGACAUUGAAGAGAGAAUUGUGUACAUGGGCAAGGAUGAGGCUUCACGACUCAUGGUAGCUUCUUUUACCUCUGAAGCUGCUCUUACUGAAACUUUCAUCCGCAAAUGCACCUCUGAAGCUGCUCCUACUGAAAAUUCCAUCGUAAAUUGACAAAACAAGACAGUGUGCAUACUGAAGCAAAGUGAUCGGUUUCAGGUCAUACUAAGACGGUCAGUCCAGUUACCAACCCUUUAUAUCUAGCUAUGUAUUCCUGAGUGAAUUGUCUUGUACUGUUUGAAGAGGAUCUUUCUGUUCAAAACAUCUUACUACUCUUUAAGUCA
This is a messenger RNA of Mercurialis annua (annual mercury), 1911 nucleotides long. RefSeq lists its product as uncharacterized. The record is from RefSeq and is a predicted model, not a curated record. The transcript has 4 exons. Lineage: Eukaryota; Viridiplantae; Streptophyta; Magnoliopsida; Malpighiales; Euphorbiaceae. Bases 128 to 1741 code for a protein of 537 amino acids.